AUGGCAUUAAUUACAUGUUUCAACGAUCUACCCGAUCUCGUAUUAAUUGAACUCUUCUCGUAUUUAUCAUCUUAUGAUAUUCUUUGGGGAUUUAUUCAUCUUAAUCAACGUCUAACUAUGUUAAUUAUUGAACGAGGUUUCUUUUAUUAUAUUAAUUUAUCACUUUCAUAUUAUCAUCAAUUUAAUAAAAUUCUUCAUUUUCUUCCAUUAAAUUCAAUUCAAUCACUUGCAAUUGAUAGUGAUACAUCUCCACUUCAACUAACUCGUCGGUCUUAUUUGUCUAGUUUAACAACUCUACGUAUCAUUGGCACAUACAAUCAUGAUGAUCUUUUACUGUUUCUUUUGCUUCAUGCAGCCACACUUACACAUCUUAUCAUCAAAUCAAAUGAAAGAAUAAUUCCGUUACAAAUUGAUUCAUCAAUUUUUGCUGAUCAUCGUCAUGUUGAUGUUAAUUUCUCUUUUAAACUUAUCAAUUGUCCUCAAUACAUCAACGUUACACAAUAUAUACCAUGUGGUGGUCAAUAUCGUUCACGAGAAAUUGUUGGUGCAACAUUCGCUGUUAAUUGUUGGUCUGAUAAAUCAAAAUGGCUCACUGAUGGCGAUCCUUUUCCAAGUAAUUCUUAG
Rotaria sp. Silwood2 is the source of this 624-nucleotide messenger RNA. NCBI's taxonomy places the organism in Eukaryota, Metazoa, Rotifera, Eurotatoria, Philodinida, Philodinidae. The record is from the annotation of a GenBank genome assembly.